Molecule: messenger RNA, 1821 nt
Organism: Bombus pyrosoma
Lineage: Eukaryota; Metazoa; Arthropoda; Insecta; Hymenoptera; Apidae
Exons: 5
Coding region: 448-1380 (310 amino acids)
Source: RefSeq, a predicted model, not a curated record
AAAAGCGCAUCUCUGUCAGGGAUCGAAGAAAGGAUCGAUAUCGCUGGCUAAGAAUGGUUUCUCGUCGAUAACACAGUGAAUCACGAGAGCAAAGCACACAGUUGGCCGAGCAACAGGAAAAAGAGCUGUUGUGCAGCUCUAAUGGGAGAUGGCGGCGCGGUUUGUUUUCCUUCCUUGGUUGGCGUACACUCAAAGAGCAGCCGGUUAUGUGCCUUGUCCACGGACAAACUCGCGCAUAUUCUGUCUCAGAAUCGCAUACCCCACCAAAAUCUAUGUUUGCAGUUUCCACCACGGCGGUAGUGGCAUGUGCUCCACGUACACUCCCCUCUUGCUCAUUAGUGAAGACUGAAACCAGGUCUAGAUUUUAGUACGCAUCAGAAUCUCCGGCUAUGAGAAGUUUUCACACGUCCAAUCGUAUUUUCUGUAGAUUUGUAUCGAAAGGUCAUCAUGACGGAGGUUUCUCAGCACGCGAAAUUUCGAUGGACCGAGCACCUCACCUGCCGGUUUAUUCAGCUCCGAAAGGAAAAUGGAAAGCUCUUUACCGGACGCAAAUAUUCAGCCCAAGCUGGAUGGGAGUAUAUUUUGCAACAGAUGAGAGAAGAAUUUCCUACUAUAAUGGCUAACGUACAUUACAAAGUGCUGAAGAAGAAAUGGUCGAACCUGUUGCAGCAGUACAAAGAACUGAAGAAUCCGGUUCACGGAGACAGAAACAAUGUGGAUGACGUUUCAUGGCCGUUUUACAAUGCGAUCGAUGAGGUUCUUGGAUACGAUCGAGGAUCUACGCCGAUCGGCGAUGAGUACAUCGAUCCCCACGAAUUCCUUUGCGUCUCCGUGACACCGGAAGAGCCCACCUCGUCCGUGGACGCACUUCCUGCGCAAUCUAAUCCGGAAAUCGAUCGUCGAAUCAACGAUUCGUUUCCGGAACGGAGGUUAAGGGCGCUUAGUGCCAAUUGCACGAUUGAGAUCCAGAAAGUACGACCUUCCGGUGUUAACAGACAGAUGAACAAAAAUUUUGCAAAGAGGAAACGAAAUACGCGGAAUGUCGCGGUUGCGAUGCCACGGCUACCACGUGCCACAGAACUAACGAUUGAGAAAGUGACGUCAGAGACGGACUGCAGCAAGGAUUUAUCCAGACUACGUGGAAGAGACGCCGCGUCGACUCAAGAAGACAAAGAGAGGUUAGAGCGUAACGAGGAUCAAGGGAUGCCGAGAAAGUCACGAAAAAGCCGUAUGGCAGCACCGUAUUAUGAUGAUCGCGAUUCACGAACCGAUCGCCGUAUAGAGCAGAUCUUUGAAUAUAUCAAACGACGAGACGAAGAGAAUAGAUCUAUCAUGGUACGAGUGAUGCACGCGGUAGAGAGUAUUGCUAACAAGCUAUGACACUGCUGUAGAUAUAGAAGGAGAGGGGAUGAAACCGUAUCUGACUACUUUCUAGAAAUUAUGCAAUCGGUUGAUUAAUGAUACGAUAAGAUUAUAUGGACGACGCUUUUAUACCACUCUUUACGUAUUCCUUUUAUUGAAGAUAAUGCAGAUGUAUUAAAUAUCUUUGAGAUAAAUGUAUGAAUGAAAAUAUGAAAAUGUUUUUGACUUGUUUUGUAUAUGUUUAAUUAAAUGCAAGAGAGGUUAGGUGUGUAAAUUAUCGGAUUUUUGAGAAUAAACGUGGAACAGUAAUGAAAGAGAUUUUCUUUCAGAAAUAUUACGGGGCUGUUACUGCUGGGCGUAAAGUUCAAUCGCAUACUAAAUUAGACUUAAGUUUAUAUAGAAAUUUAAAUUUUAAAUGCGGAGUUCGAGUUUGUUAAUAAAUGAUAUUUUCAAAGAUAA